AUGAACGUAGCAGAAAAGAAAAGAAAACGACUCGAAGAAGAAAAGCUGUCCUUGAAGCAGAAGGAAUUCAAACAAACAAAACUCACGGAUAAAACAAACAACACUCCCUCCUCCUCACUGAAGGAAGAUGUCGAAAUUCCAGGAUUGUAUCUAGCAGAGAAUUUCAUUGAUCAAGAAACUGAAACCAAGCUGAUGAAAGAAAUUGACGAACGAGAAUGGAGAUCUGAUUUGACCAGAAGAACACAACAUUAUGGUUAUGCUUAUAAUUAUUCUUCAAGAAACGUCAAUAAUAGCAACAAUCAGACAUCAGCUCCACCAAUUCCAGAAGUGUUCAAAGAAUUAUUGAAGGACAUUCAGGCCGUGGCCUCCGAACAAAUUAAAUCGCUGGAAUUCAAACAAGUUAUUGUUAAUGAAUAUAAGGGCACGAGUCAAGGAAUUUCAAAGCAUGUGGAUCAGUGUAUAGACUUUGGGCCUGUCAUUCUUAUUCUAAGCCUUGGAGACGAUUGUGUCAUGAGAUUUCACAAGCUCGAGCGAGUGAUUGAGGAAGAAUUGGUGUCAAAGAGCGUAAAGAGAAAAGAAGUGUCUCCUUCCAUAGUUGUGGAUAAACUUCUUCCAAGAAGAUCUUUGAUCAUUCUUUCCAAAGAUGCAAGAUAUCAGUUCCAACAUGAAAUCCCAAAAACUAAAACGUUUAAGGUGAAGAACACAGUGGUGAAAACAAGGACAGAGAGUUACAGAAGAGUUUCUGUUACCUUUCGGUCUCUUCGAUCUACUGCAAAGUGA
Molecule: messenger RNA, 780 nt
Organism: Naegleria fowleri
Lineage: Eukaryota; Heterolobosea; Eutetramitea; Acrasida; Naegleriidae
Exons: 1
Coding region: 1-780 (259 amino acids)
Biological process (GO): oxidative demethylation
Molecular function (GO): oxidoreductase activity; demethylase activity
Source: RefSeq, a predicted model, not a curated record